GAAGGACUCGGACAACGUUGCCGUUGUGGCUCCACCUGAUUAGACUGCGGUUUCUUUUCAAAUCUCAUUGUUAAUCGGAUUACCACAUACAUGAAUUAAAGCGGUGAAGAGGGUGGUUAUCAAAAUCAAAACUUUGCAACUCACUGAUUAAAACUGCUCUGCUUUGUCUGUCUAUUUCUGCUUUCUUUCUGUUUCUUUUCUUCACACAGAGGACAAGAAGAAGAAGAAGAAGAAGAGGUGGGUGAAUGGCUACACUAACCGUUCCACCGGUGGCUAUGUCUCCACGAGACGAUGCCAUACAGCUUCAUCGUGCCUUCAAAGGUUUUGGAUGUGAUACUGCUGCAGUUAUCAAUCUCCUCGCACAUCGAGAUGCGACAUGCCGUGCUCUCAUCAGCCAGGAGUACAAGGCAAUGUAUUCAGAAGACAUUCGUAAACGCCUGGUUUCAGAGCUUACUGGUAAACUAGAGACAGCUGUUCUGCUCUGGAUGCACGAUCCGCCUGGACGAGAUGCAGUUGUUGUCAAGCAGGGAUUGAGUUCGGAUACAACAAAUCAUGAAGCUGCAACUGAAGUAAUCUGCUCUCGGACCCCGUCUCAGAUUCAAGUAAUGAAACAACAUUAUUAUGCAAAAUUUGGUGUUCAUUUGGAGCAUGAUAUUGAAUUACAUACUUCUGGGGAUCAUAAGAAGCUAUUGCUGGCAUAUGUAAGCACACCUCGUUCUGAAGGGUUUGAAGUUAUUAAAGAGAUGGCCGAGAAGGAUGCAAAGGUUUUAUAUAGAGCAGGUGAAAAGAAAUUGGGAACCGAUGAGAAGACUUUUAUUAACAUCUUCAGUCAGCGAAGCCGGGCACAAUUAUCUGCCAUCUCCUAUGCUUAUCAAGACAUGUAUAAAAACUCGCUGGAAAAGGCAGUGAAGAAAGAGACUUCUGGAAAGUUUGAGCAUGCGUUGCUGACAAUUCUCCGUUGCGCUGAGAAUCCAGGAAAGUAUUUUGCAAAGGUGCUGCACAAGGCAAUGAAAGGUUUGGGCACCAACGACACAACUCUCAUAAGGGUAAUUGUAACAAGGACUGAGAUUGAUAUGCAAUACAUAAAGGCUGAGUACCUGAAAAAGUACAGGAAGACCUUGAACAAUGCGGUUCACUCGGAAACAUCAGGUCAUUACAGGACCUUCCUGCUAUCUCUUUUGGGUCCAAACAAUUAGCCAAAGUUGGAAGUCUUAUGUCUAAGUAACUCCACAACUGUGUAGUGUGUCUUAUGUGUAUUGAAUGAUUUCUUGAAUCAUGUCUGUGACGAUUUUCCCAGAAUUUGAUUUGGUGUGAAUUAGGCUGUUUUAUAUUGUAGUGUUAGUUUGAUUGUUUAUAUACAUAUAUCAUUGUGGA
Molecule: messenger RNA, 1374 nt
Organism: Tripterygium wilfordii
Lineage: Eukaryota; Viridiplantae; Streptophyta; Magnoliopsida; Celastrales; Celastraceae
Product: annexin D5-like
Exons: 6
Coding region: 246-1196 (316 amino acids)
Cellular component (GO): cytoplasm
Molecular function (GO): calcium-dependent phospholipid binding; calcium ion binding
Source: RefSeq, a predicted model, not a curated record